CCCAACACCUUCACGGGCCCUAUUCGAUUCCUACAUGGUGCCAUUUGCUAUAUUGCUGACAGCAGCUAACACACUCAAACCCACUUUGGUUUCCUCCUCUUUCCCCUUCCUCCUUGCCCAGAAUCGCUUCUUUCAAGCUCAAUUUCAACGAAUCCAUGACCUAUACCGAGUGGGUUUCGUGGAUUUUCAUCCUGUGUUUGUUUGGUCCAACGCCUAUCUCCUCAGAGUCUUCUUUGAGCUCAAAUAUUCCCACAAAUUUCCUGAGUUUUGCUAGAAAACAAGAGGUGGUUGACUGGCUGGUGGGUGUGAGGAGGAAGAUACAUGAGAACCCAGAGCUUGGUUUUGAGGAAGUUGAGACCAGUAAGCUUGUCAGAGCAGAGUUGGAUAAGAUGGGUAUACCCUAUAAAUACCCAGUUGCAGUUACGGGCGUUCUUGGAUUUGUUGGGACCGGAGAACCCCCCUUUGUUGCCAUAAGAGCAGAUAUGGACGCUCUUGCUAUGCAGGAAAUGGUGGAGUGGGAGCACAAGAGUAAAAUUCCUGGGAAGAUGCAUGCCUGUGGGCACGACUCCCAUGUUGCGAUGCUUCUAGGGGCUGCAAAAAUUCUUCAAGAGCAUCAUGAAGAGUUACAAGGAACAGUCAUUCUUGUUUUUCAACCAGCUGAAGAAGGAGGUGGAGGGGCAAAGAAAAUUUUAGAUGCUGGAGUACUAGAAAAUGUGAAUGCUAUCUUUGGGUUGCAUGUCUUCCCUGACUUGCCCAUUGGUGAAGUGGCAUCAAGAUCUGGUCCCCUUUUGGCUGGAAGUGGCUUCUUUGAAGCAGUAAUAAGUGGAAAGGGGGGUCAUGCAGCCAUUCCUCAGCACUCAAUCGAUCCAAUAUUGGCAGCUUCUAAUGUGAUUGUGAGCUUACAACAUCUUGUCUCACGUGAAGCUGAUCCGCUGGAGUCACAGGUAGUUACGGUUGCAAAAUUCCAAGGAGGUGGUGCAUUCAAUGUUAUUCCAGAUUCUGUAACCAUCGGUGGCACCUUUAGAGCCUUUUCAAAGGAAAGCAUUAUGCAACUCAAGCAGCGAAUUGAGGAGGUUAUCACAAGGCAAGCUGCAGUACAGAGGUGCAAUGCCACUGUUGAUUUUCAUGAAAAAGAAAAACCCCUCUUCCCUGCAACCAUAAAUAAUCCAAACUUGCACAAACACUUUCAAAACGUUGCGGGGAAUAUGCUUGGUGUUCAUAAUGUUAAAGACAUGCAACCAUUGAUGGGUUCUGAGGAUUUUUCAUUCUACCAAGAGGAGAUGCCCGGAUACUUCUUCUUCCUUGGAAUGAAGGAUGAAGCACUUGGGCGGCUUCCAUCUGUGCACUCACCCCACUUCAAAAUCAACGAAGACGCUCUUCCUUAUGGCGCUGCACUCCAUGCUUCGCUGGCUGCAACAUAUCUUCUAGAAAUCCAGCCGCAACCUUCUUCACGAGAGGGAAAACAUCACGAUGAAUUAUAGUGGUUUACAGCCUCAUUUACAAGAACGGCUUCAUUACCUGCAAAUUGAUUUUAAGUUCUACUAGAAUUUCAUUGAGUAUUUGGUUUUGAUACUCAUUAUGAUCCAGUUAUGAAGAAAAUGCCAUGAAGAAUUGUAGACUGCAAAUCAGUUAAAUGCUACUGGAAUUUGAUUGAGCAUCUGGUUUGAUACUUGGAUAAUGCUUUCUGUUGUAAAUAUGAUAUCAGCUAUUUACGCUGAACCUUUGCUCUCAUGCGCUUUCUGUGAUGUUAUCAACUUCUUCAUUCCUAUUAACCAUCUGGUAUAUCCGUUUUUUCUACCUGUUUUUCAACAGGCCAAGACAA
Vitis riparia (riverbank grape) is the source of this 1822-nucleotide messenger RNA. RefSeq names its product IAA-amino acid hydrolase ILR1-like 4. Gene Ontology annotation, cellular component: endoplasmic reticulum. Gene Ontology annotation, biological process: auxin metabolic process. The coding region runs from base 156 to 1481 and encodes 441 amino acids. NCBI's taxonomy places the organism in Eukaryota, Viridiplantae, Streptophyta, Magnoliopsida, Vitales, Vitaceae. The record is from RefSeq and is a predicted model, not a curated record. The transcript has 5 exons. Gene Ontology annotation, molecular function: IAA-Ala conjugate hydrolase activity.